AUGCCCACAAAACUCCCAACUCGCGCGCUGGGCAAGGAUGGACCUCAGGUUCCGGCCCUAGGGUUUGGCUUGAUGGGUCUAAGCUCAUUCUAUGGAGUGCCUCCGCCCGAUGAAGAGCGAUUCAAGCUCCUUGAUCGAGCUUAUGAGCUUGGGUGUACCCAUUGGGACUCCGCACAGCUCUAUGGUGACAGCGAGGAGCUGCUUGGGAAAUGGUUUAGAAGAACGGGGAAGCGCAAAGAGAUAUUCCUGGCCACCAAGUUCGGAAACCAUGUCACACCCGAGGGGAGUCGAGAAAUUAGGAACGACGCAGACUAUAUCCGCAUGGCUGUUGCGGAGAGUCUACAACGCCUUCAGACUGAUUACAUAGAUCUGUUGUAUUGGUUCGUCCUACCCAGUGUGGCAUGCGAAGAAGCCCAUGAAGCAGCGUUAACCCGUACUUUUAGCCACCGAAUCAGCGGCAAAACACCGGCCGAAGAUAUAGUUGCAACAAUGAAAGAAUUCGUGGACUCGGGUAAGGUCAAGUAUCUAGGGUUCAGCGAAUGUGGACCAGACACGCUGCGGCGAGCAAACAAGAUCCACCAGAUCCACGCCUACCAGAUUGAGUACAGCCCUUUCUCAAUGGAUAUCGAAAGGGCCGAGCCAGGCCUACUCCAGACGUGCCGCGAACUGGGGAUUGCCACGGUUGCGUACUCACCGCUUGGCCGGGGAAUGCUGACAGGGAUAUACAAAUCAAUUGACGAUUUUGAUAAGAAUGACUUCCGCAGGACGGUGCCACGAUUCUCAAGGGAAAACUUUUCAAAGAACCUUCAGCUGGUAGACACGCUGAAAGCCAUCUCAGAUAGAAAAAAUUGCACAUCGGGUCAGCUUACGCUGGCUUGGAUGAUGGAGCAAGGAGUUGAUAUCUUUCCUAUUCCAGGGACUAAGAGAAUUGAGUAUCUAGAGGAAAACCUUGGUGCCUACAAGGUCAGCCUAACGCCAGAUGAAAAUAAGGAGAUAAGGGACGCCAUUGAGCACGCCGAAGUACAUGGCACGAGGUACGCAGAAGCGCUCAUGCAGUUUCUUGUCGUUGACACGCCACCCCUUAAGAAGUGA
Molecule: messenger RNA, 1092 nt
Organism: Microsporum canis CBS 113480
Lineage: Eukaryota; Fungi; Ascomycota; Eurotiomycetes; Onygenales; Arthrodermataceae
Product: aldo/keto reductase
Exons: 4
Coding region: 1-1092 (363 amino acids)
Cellular component (GO): cytoplasm
Source: RefSeq, a predicted model, not a curated record